AGGCGGGGAGUGACGCGAGAGGAGUGGCAGAAGACGGGAGAAGGAAAAGUCCGAGAAGGAAGCGCAACAGUUCGGUGGCAGUCGGGCUAGACGCUUUGUGGAUUGGGGGGGCUGUAAGGGUCUGAAGUUCAAAAUGGGGGUUGAAGGUGGCAUGAAAUGUGUCAGGUUCUUGGUUUUCUUCUUCAACUUUAUAUUCUGGCUCUGUGGCAUCGCUCUCAUUGCCUUGGGGGUUUGGGUACAGAUAAAGCUGAAUGACUCCAUACAUAUGACCAACGUGUCCACUUCAGGAGUUCCCAUUGUUAUCCUGAUUGUGGGCGUUAUCGUCUUCUUCAUUGCUUUCUUUGGCUGCUGCGGAGCAUGGAAAGAGAACUACUGCAUGGUGACCACGUUUGCUAUCCUUCUGACCUUGAUCUUCCUGGUGGAGAUUGCUGCUGCCAUUGCUGGCUACAUCUUCAAGAACCAGAUCAGAAAAGGGAUUGAUGAUGAAAUCAGGAAAGAUAUGCAUGGAUACUCUAGAAAUGGAACGUUCAAACAUGACUUGGAUACACUGCAGACAGACUUCAGUUGCUGUGGAGCUGCAAACUACACUGACUGGUUUACAGAUCCAGCUGUCGUGAACCAUACUGUGCCUUCAUCAUGCUGUAAGCCCAAUGCAACUGAUUGUACCAAGAACCCAACUCCUGAUAAAGUCUUCCAAGAGGGUUGUGUGUCAAAAAUAGAAAGAUGGCUGAAGAAACACAUUCUGAUUGUUGCAGGAGUGGCACUGGGCAUCGCCUUCUUUGAGCUUCUUGGUAUCAUCUUUGCCUGCUGUCUCAUGAAAGGAAUCCGCAGUGGCUACGAAGUCAUGUAGCUGCUCCUCCAUGCUGUGCAUCUGGUUACUGCCACAGCAGUCGCGCAAAAUGCUGGAAUAUUUCUGUCUCCUUUCUGGGGUGCAAAUGGCCGGAUCCAAUGUACUUUGGGGCUUUAUCAUGGGAAAGGAACGGGUGGGUGCCUUCUCUUGUUGCUUUUUUGUAACUGUAUAUGGCCAUCUGGAAGGAUUUACUUGUGGCCCUAUCUCUUCCCUUGUCCUCUAACAAGAAGCUGGAGCCCCUAUAUAUAAUAACUUCCACCCCCCUUCAAAGUUACCUUUUUCUGCACCUUAACUCCCCCACACUGCUUGUCAUCCUUUAUAGUCACAUGGGCCGUUAGACUUUGCCACCUAGUGGGCAUCUUGUGCCAUGCAGCUGCUGCUGGAUUCCCGGCAGGUGUUCCUCGUAUUCUUAUGAGGUGUCAGCAAGCACUCUCCAACUGUUGCUUUCCCCAGAUUCACCCUUCUUUAGAUUUCUGUAGCUUGUUCUCUUGGUGUGCCUCCUAAUAAGCACAUUAUCUUGUGCUUUUUUGGAUACUCCUUUCCUGCCUUAGAAAGGCAGGCUCUUCAUUCAGGCUGAUAACUGUUGUUUUGGGAAACUGCAAGGAGAUGAGGGGGGAAAUUAAUUAUGGGUCUUGUUCUUAGCCAGUGUCACUAUUUUGGAAAAUAAAGGCAUUUGUUU
Messenger RNA from Gekko japonicus, 1529 nucleotides. RefSeq names its product CD63 molecule (gene CD63). The transcript is spliced from 8 exons. The record is from RefSeq and is a predicted model, not a curated record. Bases 134 to 850 code for a protein of 238 amino acids. Lineage: Eukaryota; Metazoa; Chordata; Lepidosauria; Squamata; Gekkonidae. Gene Ontology annotation, cellular component: membrane.